AUGCCUCCGCGGAAAAAUUUAGAGCCAGAAGCGACAUUAAAGGCUGUUGUACUUGCUGACAGUUUUAACGAACGUUUCAGACCGCUUACUUUCGAUAAGCCUAGAUGUCUAUUACCAUUAUGUAACACACCUCUUCUUGAGUAUACGCUGGAGUUUCUCGCUGUAGCAAGUGUUCAAGAAGUCGUAUUAUUAUGUAAGAAUCAUCCUGAACAAAUAAAGAAUUACGUCAGGUCAUCGAAAUGGAAUCGACCAUAUUCACCGCUAAAGAUAACCACGAUAGUCACUCCAACUGCCUUGUCUGUUGGCGAUGCGCUGAGAGAAGUAGAUAAUCGACAUUUAAUUUCAUCUGAUUUCAUUCUUGUAAGCGGGGAUGUUGUGUCGAACGUUCAAUUGGAUAAGGCAUUAGAGCUCCACAGGGCUCGAAGGGCUACAGAUAAGGAUUCCAUAAUGACGAUGGUCUUAAAAGAAGCGAGUCCAUUUCAUAGAACACGGGCUUUGGGUGAAUCAUCUAUUUUUGUGAUUGAUGAGAAAACAGAUGAAUGUCUUUAUUACGAUUCGUUGAAGCUGUUUCCGAGGAGAAGACGUAUGGUUAUGAGCAUGGACGUGUUCGAUAAACACAGUAACGUUCAGAUUAGAAACGAUCUGAUUGACUGUCAGAUUGAUAUCUGCUCUGUAGAGGUUCCCGCGCUAUUCAGUGAUAACUAUGACUGGCAAGAAAUAAGACAAGACUUUGUCUACGGCAUUUUAACUACUGAAUUUCCCAAAAAGACGAUAUACUCUCACAUUGUAAAGGACUCUUAUGCAGCACGCGUACGAAGUUUACAAACAUAUAAUGCCAUCAGCAAAGAUAUGUUGUCGAGAUGGACUUAUCCAAUAGUUCCAGACAGCAAUCUGCAGGAAGGCGAUAGUUACAAGUAUUUACGUGGACAUAUUUACAAAGAACAAGAUGUCAUAUUGUCGAGAUCGUGUGUCCUGGGGGAGAAUGUUCAAAUUGGAAGUGGCAGCGAGAUUGGCGAGAAUGUCAAGAUCAAUAAUUCGGUUAUCGGACGUCGUGUUCAAAUAGGAGUCAAUGUAACGAUUGAAGGAUCGCACAUAUGGGACGAUGUGAAAAUAAGUGCCGGCUGUACAAUAUCGCAUUCCAUUCUUGCAGCCGGAGUACAGCUGGAAGAAAAUGUUACGGUUCAAAAGGAUUGUCUGCUAUCGUACUAUGUUGUAGUAGGCCCUGAUGUUAAUUUGCCCCCUCACACAAAACUUACGAGACAUACUGAAUCUUUGUCUGCUCAAGAUAAAGGACUUUUAGAUCAUGAUAACGAUCAAACUUUAAUAGGUGUUAAUGGAAAGGGAAGUUUAUGGAAAGACAUGGAAUCAUUUGCAGACGAUCAAGACUUCCGAAACGCCCAGAUCGCCUCACUUGCUUAUGACCUAUCAACGGUUACACUUACUGAUUCCGGAUCAGAAGCUUCCGUAAUAAGCGUAUCGUCCAUUUCAGAUGACGACGAUUAUGAAGAUACGAAUGGCAAUGAGAACUUCUCCCGAGAGGUCGAGCAAACACUCGAUCGUGCUUUUAAUGAAAAUCACAGCGUUGAAAUAGCUGCAUUAGAAUUGAAUACCCUUCGCAUGGCAACGAACACUACUUUUCAUGAUCUACGUACUGUGGUCAUUCCAAGCAUUUUGGACUUGGUCAAGAUUGAAAAGUUAAAUGAAAGUGUGAAAGAGGUGUUGAAUAAAUGGGGACUAUUAAUUGGCAAACUUAUUUUGUCCGAAACGGACCAGGUCGACACAUUAAACAUAUUACAGGGACACUGUGCAAAAAAAGAUUCUGCCUCAAAACUUCUUUUUUGGACUAUUCGUUUGUUAUAUGAGCAAGAUAUAAUUGAGGAAGAUGCCAUUAUGGAGUGGUAUCAUUCCGAGAAUGCAAGAGGCAUCGGAAGACCUGACAUAUAUGGCCAGUUAAGAGAUUCGCUUACGCCAUUCGUUAGAUGGUUGCAAGAAGCAGAGGAAGAGACGGAGGAUGAAGCUAGUGGUAAUGAGACAUAG
Molecule: messenger RNA, 2037 nt
Organism: Paraglomus occultum
Lineage: Eukaryota; Fungi; Glomeromycota; Glomeromycetes; Paraglomerales; Paraglomeraceae
Source: the annotation of a GenBank genome assembly